Molecule: messenger RNA, 953 nt
Organism: Hypomesus transpacificus
Lineage: Eukaryota; Metazoa; Chordata; Actinopteri; Osmeriformes; Osmeridae
Product: pyridoxal phosphate binding protein
Exons: 8
Coding region: 37-876 (279 amino acids)
Cellular component (GO): intracellular anatomical structure
Molecular function (GO): pyridoxal phosphate binding
Source: RefSeq, a predicted model, not a curated record
CUACGUAUAGUCGGUCGCUACCAUUGGUUUGACGGUAUGUGGAAAGUAGGAAUGUCGGAGGAGGUUGGAAAGGCGUUACAAGCGGUGGUGGACAGGGUCAACCAGGCAGCGGCACGUCGCCCCAAGACGCUGCCGGCUGUGGCUCCACGCCUGGUGGCCGUCAGUAAGACCAAGCCUCCAGAGAUGGUGAUUGAGGCGUACCGACAGGGACAGCGCAACUUCGGGGAAAACUAUGUAAAUGAGCUGGUGGAUAAAGCUUCCAAUGUUCAGAUUUUAGAGUCGUGCCCAGAAAUUAAGUGGCAUUUUAUCGGACAUUUACAGAAGAAUAAUGUCAACAAACUUCUGGGUGUUCCUAACCUGUUCAUGGUGGAGACAGUGGACUCGGCCCGGCUAGCAGACAGGGUGAACAGCUCGUGGCUGCGGCUCAGAGCAGGAGGCAGCACACUUAACAUCAUGGUGCAGAUCAACACCAGCGGGGAGGACAGUAAGCACGGGCUACCCCCAGAGCAGACCCCCGACACAGUGAGACACGUCCUGACCCGCUGCUCUGGCCUGCACUUUUCUGGGCUCAUGACCAUCGGUCGCUACGGAUACGACAUCACAGAGGGGCCCAACCCAGACUUCCAGAUGCUGUUGAGUCGGCGACAGGAAGUGUGCGACAGUCUAAAGCUUCCCCUGGAGGAAGUGGAGCUCAGCAUGGGCAUGUCCACAGACUUUGAGCAUGCGAUUGAAGUGGGGGCCACCAACGUGCGUGUGGGCAGCACCAUCUUUGGUAACCGGGAGUACCCCAGCACGCCCAGCCCUGAGAGGAGGCCCAAGCCUCUGACGGAGGAGGCCGCUCAGAGACUGGAGUGUCUGACAGUGACCGGGAAGUGACCCUCCCCCGGCUCUCCUCCCCCUCUCCAUGCCUUCCCCCCCUCCACACCCCCCCCCCUCUCUCUCCCUGACUCUCC